AUGGAUACUCAUUAUAUACCGCUUCCAAAGCGAGGAUUAUCCUCCUGUGAAAUAGACAUACCUUGGCACAAAUUAAAAGGUCGAGUUUCCCUCAUGCUGAUAGAAGUUCAACUCAUUAUAAUCAUCAUCAGUUUAUUUCUGGUCGGAUAUCCUGAUGCUACCCGAAAAGCUCUGUGGGAAGAAGGUGGACAACAUGGAUUUAACUCGGACCCUAAAAUGCGCAUCUACUUUUAUGCAAACUACUUGCAGCCGCCAGAAAUCCCUUUUAUCUGGUCUCGACGAUGUACUGAGUUCAAUCUCGCAGCUGGAAUAUUCACUCUGUGUCUUUUCCUCACCAGACAGUUACUAGCACUGACAGCGUCCAUGAGCACGCGGACAGAAGUCUAUCUGCUCAGCUGCGUGCUUUUGUUUUGGAUCAUGAGCUGUAUUGGCCAGAGAUCACCCGACUACAGUGAUCCUGAUCAUCCAAGUCGAGUGCCAUGGUAUCUGCACCACAGCUGCAGUAUUGCAAGUAGACAAGCCCGAGCUGCGUGCUAUGUUGCGCAAGCUUCAUAUGCUUUAACUGUGGACAGAUUAUGGUACGCUUCGUGGAUUCUAAUACUGCUUCUAUAUGCAGUGCUUGAUUACAGUAUUAUAACACGUCAUUGGGCUUCUAAAUUGUUUCCCAGCCACUCAGCCUCCCAAUUUUGUGAUGAAGCGGAAAGAGAACGUGGUUCUUCUGAUAGCGAAAACCUAUUGAUGAGGGCCUGGAAUGAUCUUUGA
Botrytis fragariae is the source of this 762-nucleotide messenger RNA. RefSeq lists its product as uncharacterized. The record is from RefSeq and is a predicted model, not a curated record. Bases 1 to 762 code for a protein of 253 amino acids. NCBI's taxonomy places the organism in Eukaryota, Fungi, Ascomycota, Leotiomycetes, Helotiales, Sclerotiniaceae. The transcript is spliced from 3 exons.